Messenger RNA from Etheostoma cragini (Arkansas darter), 309 nucleotides. RefSeq names its product arginine-hydroxylase NDUFAF5, mitochondrial-like. Gene Ontology annotation, biological process: mitochondrial respiratory chain complex I assembly. The coding region runs from base 46 to 309 and encodes 87 amino acids. The transcript has 2 exons. NCBI's taxonomy places the organism in Eukaryota, Metazoa, Chordata, Actinopteri, Perciformes, Percidae. The record is from RefSeq and is a predicted model, not a curated record. Gene Ontology annotation, cellular component: mitochondrion.
CAGAUCCAGCAGGUGUUGAAGCCGGACGGCGUGUUCAUCGGGGCGAUGGUGGGCGGCGAGACGCUGUACGAGCUGCGCUGCUCCCUCCAGCUCGCCGAGACGGAGAGGGAGGGGGGGUUCUCCCCCCACGUCUCCCCCUACACCGCCGUCACCGACCUGGGCAACCUGCUGGGCCGGGCCGGCUUCAACAUGCUCACUGUGGACGUCGAUGAAGUCCAAGUUAACUAUCCAGGAAUCAUUGAAGUCAUGACCGACCUACAAGGUACAAACUGCUCUGUGUCAACAUGUGACUCCGUUAAAGUGUCUUAA